AGUGGUUGGCGAUAGUGGUGGGGGGUAGUCCGUGAGCCGGUGAGUGGGGGGAGGUGCUGCAGGGGAAGAGCCGUCGCCCAGUGAUCAUAGCGCCCGCCUGCCCCUGCCAUGUCGGACUUCGACAGUAAUCCCUUUGCUGACCCAGACCUCAACAACCCUUUCAAGGAUCCUUCUGUUACACAAGUGACAAAAAAUGUUCCUCCAGGGCUAGAUGAGUACAAUCCUUUCUCUGAUUCAAGAACACCUCCUCCAGGAAAUGUGAAAAUGCCUAAUGUACCCAGUACCCAGCCAGCAAUGAUGAAACCAGCAGAAGAACCACCUGCUUACACACAAAUUGCAAAGGAGCAUGCCUUGGCCCAGGCAGAACUGCUAAAGUGUCAAGAAGAACUGGAAAGAAAAGCAGCUGAACUAGAUCGCAGAGAAAGGGAAAUGCAGAGUCUCGAUCAGCCGGGGGGUAGAAAAAAUAACUGGCCACCUCUUCCUGAGAAUUUUCCAGUGGGUCCAUGUUUCUACCAGGACUUUUCUGUAGACAUUCCUGUAGAAUUCCAGAAGACAGUAAAGAUUAUGUACUAUUUGUGGAUGUUCCAUACAGUGACACUGUUUCUUAAUAUCUUCGGAUGUUUGGCCUGGUUUUACAUUGAUGCUACACGAGGGGUUGAUUUUGGAUUAAGUAUCCUCUGGUUCUUGCUUUUUACCCCUUGUUCUUUUGUCUGCUGGUACAGAUCACUUUAUGGAGCUUUCAGGAGUGACAGUUCAUUCAGGUUCUUUGUGUUCUUCUUUGUAUAUAUCUGUCAGUUUGCUGUACAUGUACUUCAAGCUGCAGGAUUUCAAAGAUGGGGAAACUGUGGGUGGAUUUCAUCUCUUACUGGUCUUAAUAAGAGUAUCCCUGUUGGCAUUAUGAUGAUAAUCAUAGCUGCACUUUUCACAGCAUCUGCUGUUAUUUCAUUAGUUAUGUUUAAAAAGGUGCAUGGUCUCUACCGCACAACUGGUGCUAGUUUUGAGAAAGCGCAGCAGGAGUUUGCAACAGGAGUGAUGUCCAACAAAACUGUACAAACUGCUGCAGCCAACACCGCAUCAACAGCAGCAACCAGUGCAGCUCAGAAUGCGUUCAAGGGUAACCGAAUGUAGAGAAAUAUAAAAAGUCAUGACAGUUCUCUUUGAUUGUACUUUAUUUUCCAGUCACUUAUUAUAUUCCCUGAAAACAUAGAUCAAAAUACACACAGCAUAUUUGUCUGUUCUGCAGCUGUGCAUGGGUAAAAUGGGAAAUGUUUGUUUUAUUUUGUCACAACCGGUGCUGGACAGACCUGGGAGGGACUGUGGUGAGUUCUGAAUUCCCUCGGGCUAAAUUAAGGUGAAAUGACACCAAACGAUUAGUUAAACAUUUUAUUCAUGGCAGAAGCAGCCUGAACUUGGAAGGCGUAACAGUAGGUGGCAUGGUUUCUCACAACAGGAAUUGGCAUGAAACCCCAUCAGUAAGCCGUGUAGCCCGUGGUAACCACAUAUAUAUCAAUUCAGGGAAUAAGGAGAGCCCUCCUGUUGAGUCACGAGGUUCAUAGUGGACCCCCUUGCUUUCUAGACUCCUUCUCAGAGAAGAGCCUAGGGGUGGCUAGAUCCACUCCUAGUCCCAGACUUGGUCAACGGUUUUAUGUCUAAAGGGAUGAGGUGUAGGGAUUGUGAAAAAGGAGAGAGAAAGAGAGACACAGAGAAAUAGGAAAAGAAAAGAGAAAGAUUUCCCCAGUCCUGGGUCCAGCAUUGGUCCAGUCAGUCUAAAGGUCCAGUUCCGGAGGGCGUGUGCAUGUGGGGCUUCAGUUUGUGUCCUUUUAUCAUCUCCUUGCCCCUCCUUCAGGUGGGCACUUGAACUCAUUAGGCUAAUUAGGUGUCACGAGCAGUUUGUGCUUUCAGAACCUUCAGGAAAUGGGUCAGUGGGCUGGGGGGUCGUUUGGGGAGUAACUUCUCCUUCCCUGCAGGCGUGACCAUUGUUUGAUCUUUGGCCAUACAUGGUGAGCUGCCCUGCUCAGCUUAUCAGAACAUGGAGCUGCGCACCCUCUGGUGGCAUGUCCUCUGCGCCCUGUAGCUGAUGUCCUGUGCUGAUCUGUGCUGAUCAGCUUCUCACCUGUAGUUCGUUGUUAUGCAGGGUUCGUUGUUAUGCAGAACUUGCCCCACCACAAUGUUUGAGACAUUAACUCUUUCAGUCCCUCACACCACCCCGUGGCUCAAACAUUGUCUAUUCAAUCUUCAUGGAUUCUCCAUAGUCCUCUUUUAGGCUGGUGAUUUAGACGUAAAGAAAGAGGAGAGUUAGAAAAGGAGAGAGAGAGAGAACAUAUACAAAGCUUUGAACGGUACAAAACUUCACUUCAAGAUCUUCGGCUGUCGUGAUUCAUACAUAGUGGACAGAAGAGAGAGAGAAGAGAGGGAAGAGAUGGCACGGGUAAUCAUACAAUGAACAAUUGCAAGGCCAAGCAUUAAGAACAAAAAUCCACAUAACAACAUGAGUCCAAUGCUAACAAGCCAUUUUCCCCACCCUGUGAGUCCCAAGGACGUUAGAAGAGAGGUCAGCAAUGAUCCUCCAUUAAACCGGUCUCUUGGUUGCAUCGCUUGGAAAAGUUCUUCAGUCUUGUCUGUAACUUCUCUCAUCUUCUUUCACGCUUCUUCUAAGGAGGUAGUUGCGUUGUGUAUGGUGAGACAGCAUUCUCCAUCGGUUAGAUUCAACAACCCACAUACCCCAUGUUCUUUUAACAACAUCAUCACAAGAUUCAAGGUUUCCUCCUCAGGGAAGAAGGUAAAUCUUUGAAUAGUCAGAGGGAGUUUUUUAGAGCCGUGAAAGGUCCCCUGGAAGUGUUGUUCCAGGAGCAAUUUGGUUUACCAGCUUUUUCACAAGAUUGGUGAUGUUUAGAUUAAUGAGGCCGAAUUGAAUUCCCUUGUAGAAACACCAUGAUUGGUGUCAUUCCAGAGGUGCAUGAAACCUUGAAUCAAAUUCCAAGCUAAAUCUGGAGAAUCUUUUCCCUGUCCUCCAGUGGAAAGGAUCAGGAUGAAGGAGAAGGUUCCCCAAAGCAUCUUUCCCUAUAAUAACAGACAAGAAUUACAAAUAACAAUAAACUGAUAAUACAAAUAACAAUUAAUAUAGUCAGGACUAACACAGGUCCCUUGCUGUCUUUCUCUGUUUCUCUUUGGUUCUACAAACUGCAAAUAUAAAGCAUACAUAGAUUAAAAUGAGGGUAUUAUCCAUCACGUGUGGAUUCGGUGGUCUUUUCCAUGUGCAUCGG
This is a messenger RNA of Harpia harpyja (harpy eagle), 3263 nucleotides long. RefSeq names its product secretory carrier-associated membrane protein 1-like. NCBI's taxonomy places the organism in Eukaryota, Metazoa, Chordata, Aves, Accipitriformes, Accipitridae. The transcript is spliced from 9 exons. Gene Ontology annotation, biological process: protein transport. Bases 109 to 1128 code for a protein of 339 amino acids. Gene Ontology annotation, cellular component: recycling endosome membrane; trans-Golgi network membrane. The record is from RefSeq and is a predicted model, not a curated record.